AAAAGAUUAUAUGUUUUUAUUGAUUGUAGUUUUGAUGAUUGAAAAUGGAUUUCUACCCAUGAAAAGUGACUCGGAGUUGUUACACAAUGUUGAAUCCCUUGACGCUGUGCAGUUGACGAAGUGGAAGAAUAACUCUUCUAUUUAUGAAGCAGUUUUUUAUAUGCCUGGUAUGGAGAGCUUUCCACUCAAAGUUAUAAUGAGCCCUUUAGGAGCAAUGGUCCUACUCAAUGUUUUGAUCAAUAAUUUAAACUCUGAAACAUAUUCAGUUUGUUUGCCUGUCAGUAGAUAUGUUGUGUCACCGCAGGCAUCAAAAAUUCCAAUGAUUUUUCGAGAUUUGAAACAUUUGUCUACUGUAUUUAAGAACAAAAUUUUGUCUGUAGUCAAAAGUAUUAUUCUUACACAAUUAGGAUAUUCAAGUGCUAGUUUGAUUGGUGUACCAGAAGAAGUGUUUUUAAAAAUUAUGUUAUACCUCCCUAUUCAUGAAAUUAUUCAAUUAUCAAUGCUAUGUAAAAGAUUAAAUUAUUUAAUAGAUAAUGAGACUCUGUGGCAUGAAUUGUGUAUAAGGGACUUUGGUAAUCAGCUUAUUACCAGUUUUAAGGGCUGGAAAGAGGUUUAUAGGGUGUUAUAUAUUUCAAUUCAAUUCAAUUUAUUUAUUCAAUAA
Messenger RNA from Cydia amplana, 661 nucleotides. RefSeq lists its product as uncharacterized. Lineage: Eukaryota; Metazoa; Arthropoda; Insecta; Lepidoptera; Tortricidae. The coding region runs from base 11 to 661 and encodes 216 amino acids. The transcript has a single exon. Gene Ontology annotation, molecular function: protein kinase binding. Gene Ontology annotation, biological process: positive regulation of autophagy of mitochondrion. The record is from RefSeq and is a predicted model, not a curated record.